Molecule: messenger RNA, 336 nt
Organism: Exophiala aquamarina CBS 119918
Lineage: Eukaryota; Fungi; Ascomycota; Eurotiomycetes; Chaetothyriales; Herpotrichiellaceae
Exons: 1
Source: RefSeq, a predicted model, not a curated record
CUCAAUUGCAACCUGCCCUCGGCCAUGGCGCCGACCACCAAGCAGCUCAUGGUACAACACGAGCCCUACGUCGACAUGGUCCCGUAGCCUUCAAUGCGAGACAAGAUUCUGGAAUAUGCCAUGCCGGUUGAUGGACUCCAGUUGAUAGGGGACUUUUUAGCCAGUGACUUGCAGGUCUGGGGCUCCACGCCAUGGGAGCUGAUGGGCUUGGAGAUAGGGCCGAAGUUUGCUAAGAAGUGGUGGUUCAUGAUAGAGGAUGGGAUGAUACUCACUACCAACCAUUGGAGGAGCCAAAGGGGAGAACCACUGUUAGCUCUGACUUUCCUAUGCACAAGC